Messenger RNA from Lycium barbarum (goji berry), 749 nucleotides. RefSeq names its product dirigent protein 23-like. Bases 87 to 644 code for a protein of 185 amino acids. The record is from RefSeq and is a predicted model, not a curated record. NCBI's taxonomy places the organism in Eukaryota, Viridiplantae, Streptophyta, Magnoliopsida, Solanales, Solanaceae. The transcript has 2 exons.
AAGAUAUUUGUAACUUUUUCUUAUAAAUAAGCACUAGUACUUUUCUCUGCAGCACAACCUUUUUAUUAUAUCUCUCAAAUUAAACUAUGGAGAAAGUUAUAGUGCUAGUGUUGUUGUUUGCAGCAACCAUAGCUUUGGCAAAUGGACAAGAACAGAAAGAAUCAUGGGCCAAGAGAGUUGAAGCAGGCAAUGAAGUUAUAACCACUCUUGAGUUCUACUUUCAUGACAUACUUAGUGGUUCAAACCCAAGUGCUGUUAGGGUAGCCCAAAGUGCUGCUACCAACAAUUCAGGCACCCUUUUUGGAGCUUUGAUGAUGGUUGAUGAUCCUCUCACUAUUGGACCUGACCCCAAAUCCAAGAUUGUGGGACGUGCCCGUGGCAUGUAUGGUUCUGCUGGUCAAACUGAUCUAGGACUUAUCAUGGUUUUUAACUAUGGUUUCACUGAUGGUAUUUAUCAAGGAAGUUCUUUUAGCCUUUUAAGUAUAAAUCCAGCAUUGAAUCCUGUUCGUGAGAUGGCUGUAGUUGGUGGAACUGGUCUUUUUCGAUUGGCUCGUGGCUAUGCCAUUGCACAAACUUAUUCAUUUGAUGCUCCUACUGGUGAUGCUAUUGUUGGUUACAAUGUUACCCUUGUUACCUAUAUUUGAUACAUAGUUGUCAAAACAUUUAACUUUUUUGGUGUUGUUCUCUCAAUCUUUAUUGUUGAUUUUUAUUUUCUCUAAUACUACUAUCAUUAGUUUCCGAGUCGUGAA